AUGAACACUGAUUCCCUCCCAGAAGCUUUAAUGAUCAGUUUUUAUUCAAUUGAAACGCAUAACAGCUGGGAGCCUGAGGAGAACAUUCUGGACCCGAGGCUGCUGGCGGCGUUUCAUAAGAGGGAACAGGAACGGGAACUUCUGUUUCAGAAGAAAGGGAAGCGUCCCAGAGGACGGCCCCGGAAGAUUCUGCCUCCUCCUACUGCCACCAAGGACAGCCGUUCCUCCUCCUCCUCCUCCUCCUCUGGCCUCUCGUCUGAGCCCUCCUCUUCCUCAGAGGAUGAAGACCACAUCAAGAAGUCCAAGCCGAGUCCCCGGGUCCACCCCGUCCCCCAGAAAAGGCCUCAGAUCCUGUUGGCCAAGCCUGAUCCGCCCCGGAAGAAAAAGCGAGGGAGGAAGCCGCUGCACCCGGACCUGAAGGCUCUACGGCAGGGGAAGAGCCUUCCUCCUCCUCCUCCUCCUCCUCCACGCCAUCACCAGCCAAUCAGGUCGCCCAGAGACGACCUGCGGCCCGGCGUGAAGAAGCCUCUGCAGCCGGCCAGUUUCACCUACCCUGGGCUCAGUCGGAGCUCCAGAGAGGAAGGAAGCUCCUCCUCCUUCUCUCAGAGCUCCGCCUCCAAACCCGGAUCCCUCAGCUGCAUCUGGACCGGCCGCUCCCUCUCUUCCUCGUCCUCCUCCUCUUCCUCUCACAACAAAGGCGGCGCGUCGCAGAAGCCCUCCGAGCUCCGGCGCUCCUUCUCAGAAACGGGGAGCAGCAGAGCGGAGGCCUUUAAAGCGUCUCCUGUGAAAUCUGCCGGCGGUUUGGCGCCCUCUGGUCUGCACAGCGGCUUCGGAGGACAUCCAAUCGCAGCACAGCGCCCCCAGCUGGCCCACAGGAGGCAGGACGGUCAGACGGGCCCUGUUCAACACAAGCAGAACUCCGGUUUCUCCAAACAGAACCCGUCUACCAAAGAGCGACCCAGCCAGGCGCUGAACCUACGAGCGCUCAACCUACAGAGCGUCGGCAAGCUGCCGGCCGCUGGCGGCCUGCAGGGCGGCGCCGCGGCCGGAGGGCAGCGCUCUGGGCCGGCGCUGGAGUCUGGGCGGAGCAGGUCGCAGCCGUCCGCGGCCGGCAGACAAGAGGAGCGCAAACACGGGCUGAGCCUGACCGAGCUCAGCACCGGGGAUUCCGACGACACCAGCAGCAGCGAGUCGGAACACGACGCCCCGUCGCUGCCUGACGACAGCAGGCCUGGCGUCGGCGGCAACGCCACCGAGUCGGACACAGAAACGGACUGGAGGCCGGCCCGCAGCCUCAUGGAGCACGUCUUUGUGACGGACGUCACGGCCAACUUCAUCACGGUGACGGUGAAGGAGUCUCCAACCAGCGUCGGGUUCUUCAGCUCCCGCAAUCACUGACGGAGCCAAGAGGUCCUCGCUCAGCGCCGGGUUCUGGCAGCAGAACCGCUGUUGGAUCUCUGCAGCGAAGAUGAACCCUGAAACCUACUGGUGUUAGUCAGACCGCAGGACGCCGCCGCUCACCGAGGCUUGGUGGGUUUCUGUUGGACCUACGCAGCUGGAGGUUCUGGUUCCUGACGUGCUGCAGCGUCAGGACGUUUGAUCAGGAGAGGAAAGAAGAGGCUCCAGCUCCGCCGAUGGUUCUGCUCAGCUGGGUUCCCACUGAAUCCCUGUGGACACGCUAACGGCUGUCUGGGUCGGAUCCGUCUGUGGGCGUUCUCUCUGACC
Cyprinodon variegatus (sheepshead minnow) is the source of this 1725-nucleotide messenger RNA. Its product is annotated as chromobox protein homolog 2-like. The record is from RefSeq and is a predicted model, not a curated record. The transcript is spliced from 4 exons. Lineage: Eukaryota; Metazoa; Chordata; Actinopteri; Cyprinodontiformes; Cyprinodontidae. Gene Ontology annotation, biological process: negative regulation of transcription by RNA polymerase II. Bases 1 to 1398 code for a protein of 465 amino acids. Gene Ontology annotation, cellular component: heterochromatin; PRC1 complex.